This is a messenger RNA of Arachis duranensis, 418 nucleotides long. RefSeq lists its product as uncharacterized. The record is from RefSeq and is a predicted model, not a curated record. The transcript has 3 exons. The coding region runs from base 157 to 417 and encodes 86 amino acids. NCBI's taxonomy places the organism in Eukaryota, Viridiplantae, Streptophyta, Magnoliopsida, Fabales, Fabaceae.
AGAAAAAAAAACCUUGAACAAGGUUUUAUAAUAUGAUGACACGUGAUGUGUGCGGCGGCAGAGAGGAGUGUUGAAAUUUUUUCGCCACCGCCGCACUGAGACAGACUCCAGAGAGAGAGGGAGACUGCGUUCUGCGUUGUAGCUCUAAUCAAUGAAAUGAAAGAGAAGAAAACAAGUUCCAAAUCCUCUUCUUCAACCUCUCCUUGUUCCCAUCUUAGAGACGCAUACAACAAUUGCUUCAACAGGUGGUACUCGGAGAAAUUCAUGAAGGGUCAUUGGGACAAACAAGAAUGUGUUGCGGAGUGGCAAAAGUACAGAGCUUGCCUUUCUCAACAUUUGGAUGAUAAACUCCUCAGUCAUUUCUUGGAAGCUGAACAAAUUGAUCAAAACCAUUUGAGUAAACCUUCUAAUGAGUAAG